Porites lobata is the source of this 1974-nucleotide messenger RNA. The record is from the annotation of a GenBank genome assembly. Lineage: Eukaryota; Metazoa; Cnidaria; Anthozoa; Scleractinia; Poritidae.
AUGGCGGACGUUUUAACCAAUCGUAGUGUACUUUUAACCACCGUAGAGGUCUUCUCCAUCAUAAUUUUCAACGUUCUGUCGUUAACGGGUAACAUAAUGGUGUGCAUUGCAGUUUGCAAGAACACACGACUACGCACAACCACCAACCUGUAUAUUAUCGCACUUGCUUUAAGUGAUUUAAUGUCCGGUGUAUUUCUCAUGCCUUUUACACUGGGUGUGCUUAUAACAGGCGAAUGGGUUUAUGGCCGAGUGAUCUGCAACUUUCAAGCGUACAUGGUUAUGUUUGUGGUGUACGUUUCACCCGUCACUAUGGGUUUAACAGCAUUUAACAGGUACAUGAGGAUUUGUAAGUCGGAGCAGCAAUACAAGAGAAUCUUUUCACCCUGGAAGUCACGAGCAUUAUUGGCCUGUGCAUGGAUCCUUGUUGCAUGCUACAUCCUUGUUCCAAAGUUAACAGGUCUUCAAGACUAUGUGUUUGCCCCAGCAUAUGCCCUGUGCGUUCCGGCUCAUCUCAAUCAAACUGGAAAAGUUGUCCACUACGCCAUUGUCCUCGGUUUUUUCUUUUUAACUCCUUUAUUGACUACAAUAUUCAGUUACAUAAAGGUUGCAAAGAUGAUCCGACAGCACAAUGCUGCUAUGUCAUCUACGAUUCACAGGGGCGCAACAGGCUCAAGCAUCACAGUGCAAGAACUGAAGCUGAGUAAGUCUCUCUUUGUGGUUGUGUUCGCGUUCAUGAUAUGCUGGAUCCCAUUUUGGGUGAUCGUUGUUGUAAGGCACCCCCAUGUCCUUGAGAAGCUGCCACGAAAUAUUGAACUCCUUGCUUGUUUCUUUAUUUAUCUGUCAAAUACAAUAAAUCCUUUUAUAUACGCUGGGAUGAAUCGCACUUUCAGAAGCGAAUUUCGAAAAAUGUUUUGCUGUGAACGAAGGCUCUUCAACUGCAAACACAAACAGAAUUGUGAAUCAAAUACCUGACAGGGGAGAGGUCAAAGCGGGAUCGAAAUGUACAGCAGAAAUUCUCCUCGAUACUAGUCAGCAGCUUCUACCAAGUCAGAGGUGGAUGAAACUUCGUGAACUGACGUAGUCGUCAUAGUUUGUUGUGAUUAGAUUGAAAAACAGAUAGAUGCCCAUAAGAGAAUUCUGUUACUGAAUGCUAUGCUGUGAAGGAAGACCCAUUGCUGUGGGUGUAUGUGAAAUCGAAAAUUUCUUUAAUUUAAUUACCUGUUUUGUAUCAAGUAAAGAAUUUUUUAUCUAUGUUUUCGCGGCGAAUGGAUACUCAGCUAAGCAACUACCAUAAAGUCGCGUUAAAAAAAGCGUUUGUGUGUGUUUGAACCUUCAGGUUAAUCUGUGUUAAUUCGAUCGGAACAUAAAAGAGUUGUCUCUCAGUGUGAAAAUGAAAGUCUUGUAAUAUGCCUCAGGAUCAGGGUGACACAGUUUUGCUCGAACGUUUUCAUUUCUUGCCGCUUUUCAAUGGCAAAUAAAUUAUAACAGUCUCGGGAGAAAUCAUUAAAAUUUGGGGCUUUCUGGAACUUUCAAUAUUCAUCAGCAUUUACUCUCAUUUCAGCUUCUUUUUAUCUAUUUGUAGAUAUCUUCAGCAAGUUUCAAAAAUUGUUUCACAUGUUCCUUCCGGCUUGCCUGGGAUGAUCGUCGGAAAUUUUGAAUUAAACCACUAAAGGAGACCACUUUCAACUUUGAUUACAUGAAUCUAGUAACUAAAACGAAUUGAAAAUAUAUAAUUUGCCUGCAACGCUAAAAGAGACCUUAACGGCUAAAUAUAAUGGUGUUUUGCCGAGAACACCCUAAGUGAGACCAGAAUCCGAAAUGUACACCCCUAAGCGAGACCACGAGCAUCCCCGCCCUUUUCAUAUGGGAGUCCCAUAUUUCCUUUCAAGGUUAUUUAAACUGUCACUCAAAUAACUUUUACAAUAUAGAACUCAGUAUUGUUUCUACAGGUGGUUGCGUGUCACUCAGACGCAC